This is a messenger RNA of Carica papaya (papaya), 1838 nucleotides long. Its product is annotated as lipid-binding serum glycoprotein family protein. The record is from RefSeq and is a predicted model, not a curated record. Gene Ontology annotation, molecular function: lipid binding. NCBI's taxonomy places the organism in Eukaryota, Viridiplantae, Streptophyta, Magnoliopsida, Brassicales, Caricaceae.
CUUCUUCCUCUGUUCUUGUCUGUGCUAUGAAACUACUGUAACAUUAAAUUUUCGUCUAAUGGCACCAACCGCUAUUAUCCUACUUCUCAUAUCAUCCGUCCUCUUCCUUCCCUCAAAUUCUCUUAAUCUCCAGUCCUUAGCGACAGAAGACUCUGAGUCCUUCACAUCAAUCUUAAUAUCCGAGCAAGGCCUUGAUUUCGUCAAGGACUUGCUUAUCCACAAAGCAAUAUCUUCAGCGCUCCCUCUAAAGCUACCAAAGAUCGAGAAGACCAUUAAGAUCCCAUUUUUAGGCAAUAUUUUCAUGGAAGUAUCAAAUAUUACAAUAUACCAGAUUGAUGUUUUGUCGUCCUUUGUUAAGCCCGGUGAUACUGGCGUCGCCAUUGUUACCUCGGGAACUACCUGCAAUUUGAGCAUGAAAUGGCAUUAUUCUUACAAUACUUGGGUUGUGCCCGUUGUGAUUUCUGAUAAAGGCCGAGCUUCUGUUCAGGUUGAAGGCAUGGAAGUGGGCUUAACAUUAGGCUUGGAGAACCAGGAAGGAACUCUGAAGCUAUCCCUUUUCGAUUGUGGUUGUUAUGUCAAAAAUAUAUCCAUAAAAUUGGAUGGAGGGGCAUCCUGGCUUUAUCAAGGGAUGAUUGAUGCAUUUGAAGGGCAAAUAGCAUCUGCUGUAGAAAGUACUCUCACCAAGAAACUUGGAGAAGGGAUCUUACAGCUUGAUUCAUUUCUCCAGGGUCUUCCAAAAGAAAUUCUUGUGGAUGAUAUUGCUGCUUUGAAUGUAACCUUUGUUGGUGAACCCUCAUUGAGUAAUGCUUCCAUUGGUUUUGACAUCAAUGGAUUAUUCAUAUCAAGGAAAAAGGCCUCUGUUGGGAAGUACUAUCAUAAGAGUUCAGAAUCUUCUCUUUUCUGCACAGAUCAGUCUAAAAUGGUUGAGAUUUCAUUAGAAGAAGCUGUCUUUAACUCUGCAUCAGCCUUAUACUAUAAUGCUGAAUUUAUGCAGUGGAUUGUGGAUAAAGUACCAGAUCAGUCUCUCUUAAACACUGCAAGAUGGAGAUUUAUUAUUCCUCAAUUAUAUAAGAAAUACCCGAAUGAUAAUAUGAAUUUGAAUGUCUCAUUGUCUUCACCUCCUGUCAUAAGGAUUUUGGAUCAUAAUAUAGAUGCUACAAUUCAUGCAGACUUGGUAAUUGAUGUUCUGGAAGCAGACCAAGUAAUUCCAGUUGCAUGCAUCUCAUUGGUAAUGCAGGGCUCAGGUUCAGUUAAAAUCAUAGGUAACAAUCUUGGUGGCAGCGUUAAGUUAAAUGACUUUGCAAUGUCACUGAAAUGGAGCAAAGUUGGUAGUCUGCACAUGUAUCUGAUCCAGCCAAUUGUGUGGACGAUCAUCCAAACUGUUUUCUUACCUUAUGCAAACGCACACCUCGAGAAAGGCUUUCCUUUGCCCAUCAUUGAUGGUUUCACUCUUCAAAAUGCUGAAAUCAUCUCUUCAUCUUCGAGAAUUACAGUCUGCAGUGAUGUGACAUAUGCAGAGUCUUACAAAUAUGGCAGCUUCUGAUCCAGUUGGGGUAAAUUUAUCAAGACAUUGCCCAAAUGUCCGACUGAAUGUUUACUGAGAAAGAAAAGACAGAAGCAUAUUUCUCCCAGUGAAUGCAGUGUUUUUUCAAUGGUGGACUGGAUCAAGGGCAACUCUUUGUGCAAUCUCUCAAUGCAUAGGGUUCAGAUAUAACCCUUUCAAGCACGGGAUGUAGGGACGUACAGAAUAUAGACUGUAAUAUAAUCAUUUGUACAACAAAAAUUACACUGUAACUCCUUGAACGUUCAGAAAUUUGUCUUUCUUCAAGUUGAUUGUA